Molecule: messenger RNA, 444 nt
Organism: Penicillium oxalicum
Lineage: Eukaryota; Fungi; Ascomycota; Eurotiomycetes; Eurotiales; Aspergillaceae
Exons: 2
Coding region: 1-444 (147 amino acids)
Source: RefSeq, a predicted model, not a curated record
AUGCGACUCUGUAAGUUUCUGGAUUCGGUUAACGCCGGGUCUCUACCGGUUAAUGCUUGGGCCCCUGUUCGCCUUAUCCUGGAGGUUGACACUGGGGUCGAUCUCUUCCUCCUGGGUGCUGAAGCAGCUGGAAGCAACCGGAUCGAUUUUUUGACUUUGGUGACGGACGGCAUGGACAUGGACUGCUCGAUGAAUUUUGGGUUUGAGAAUCCAAACAAGACGCCAAUUCCGUCGGUGGUGUUUGAUUGGACCAGCCAGGUUUGUCUGAAAUCAGGCGAGGAUGAGUGGUUCGGUGGCUCUGAGGCCGCCAACGAAAAUUGUCAUCCGAGGUUCAACGGUGCAAUCACCUCGGUCGGCUCCACCAAGUCCACGAGCAAUAUCGAAAAUGUUCUGCGCGCAGCUAACUGCCUUCCAGAUCGGGCCUUAGUCUACGGUCGGUGGUGA